AUGAUUCGCUUGUUCAAAGUUAAGGAACAGCAGAGGGAACAAGCUGAGAAUGCCAAUGGAGGCAUACCUGUUAAAAAGCAAAGUGCUGGAGAACUUCGCCUUCACAAGGACAUUUCUGAGUUGAACCUGCCAAAAUCAUGUGCCAUAACAUUCCCUAAUGGCAAGGAUGACCUGAUGAGCUUUGAGGUCACAAUUAAACCUGAUGAAGGAUAUUAUGCAGGUGGAACGUUUUUGUUCUCUUUUCAAGUUUCUCCUAUCUAUCCUCACGAGGCACCAAAAGUGAAAUGCAAGACUAAGGUAUACCAUCCGAACAUCGACUUGGAGGGGAAUGUUUGUCUCAACAUCCUGCGAGAAGACUGGAAACCUGUUCUUAACAUUAACACUAUUAUCUAUGGGCUGUACCAUUUAUUCACGGAGCCAAACUACGAGGAUCCCCUUAACCAUGAAGCUGCUGCAGUGCUGAGGGAUAACCCGAAGAUGUUCGAGACAAAUGUGAGGAGGGCUAUGACCGGUGGUUACGUUGGCCAAACUUAUUUCACGCGCUGUAUGUGAGAGGCUGGGUCAGUCCGCUGUUUAAUAUCUCUGUUUUGCACAGCUGCAGCUCCUCUCCCAUACAUUUGCCAGUGUCCCUAAAUGUGACAAUCUUGAAUACCCCAUGAUGGUUGUAAAAUUCUCUUCAAAUUAACAUGUGUCACUCUGCUUUUGCAACGGGUUGAGAUUGGGCGCAGCAUUGUUAGUUCCUUCAAUCCCAGCCAUUGUAUGUUUGGAGUUUGGACGCGUCAUUAUCAAGUUAAAUGCGCAUCAACUUAAUUUGGGCAAAUUCUCGUCUUCUUUUGCCUCAUAUAGAGGAUUCUACUUUACUGUUAUGUCGACUUCUGAAUUCAACGAGAUAAACUAAACUGAAG
This is a messenger RNA of Linum tenue, 905 nucleotides long. The record is from the annotation of a GenBank genome assembly. NCBI's taxonomy places the organism in Eukaryota, Viridiplantae, Streptophyta, Magnoliopsida, Malpighiales, Linaceae.